UUGUGACGCUGUACUGUGAAUGGACAAAUAAUGGCGUUUGUACAUUUAUUCACUUUUGCAGCGAUAACCUAUUCAAUAGACUAGCCUCAUCCAAACUGCAGCUACAACCGUAUUGGUAGUUGUAGUUCACCACCGAGGUUCCUCCUCCAUUUCAAAAUGGACACUAUAUCGUAUGUACACUACAUUUCCCAGCUCCUCUUGCGGCCGCGCCUCCUCCUUCUGCUUUCCGCCCCCCGCCUUCUCUCCCACUCCACUGGGCCGCGAGGAAGUCGCAAGAUGGCUGAUGUCGCUUGGAAGUAAUGUUCCCCCUUUGCAACAUGAAGCCGUGAGUGUGGAAGACGAGCGAGGGAGGCAUAAUCGGGCUUUUAUUUUUCUUUUCUUUUAGUUUCUUUUCUUUUAUUCCGUCAAACAGUCAUCUCAUUCCGCGUCGUAUUCGCCCUGGACUUGUCUUCGGGAGUUGACGCGUCAAAUCACGCCGGGGACCCUGCCAGCAGCUAGCCACACAGUUAGCAAAUAGAAGUACAGCUCGCCAGACAGCCGCAGCGUUUGUUCGUCUAUCGCAGUUAGCGUUUUAACACUGGCGACCCAACCGAUCACUGCUAAACACAUGCUCAAAUUUAACCUGCACUUCAUCUUAAAAUACGUCAAACGCCAGCGCUGUCAUUUGAAACAAUUUUGCUAGCUGCUCGGGUUAACAUGUCCGCGAACUGGCCAUCCAGUCUGCGGUUUGCUAACUAGUGCGCAGUAUUGCAUCUAUUUCAUGUGAGCAAGCUAGUCAUUUCUGGAGGGAUUGUUCAUAUUUUUGCACGCAGUGGGAUUACAGUUUUACACCAACAACUGUAAAUUUUGGAGUAUAAUUAUGUGCUAGUCAAAUUAUGGAUGCAGUGCAAAGUGACAACUAGUUGUAGCCACACUGGCCUUGUUGGCCUCAUCAAAAUCCACAGCAAUGGACACUAAACUCCGCACACACGUCUAAAUCAGAGAUAUUUGAAUAUUUUGGGGGAAAGUAACUAUAGUAGGCCCAAUUGCACGACCGUUUAUGAUUGGCCAGUUGAUUAUCUGGGUGUCAGCUACUUCGGAGGGUUAACUAGCACACUUGUCAAUCACUACUUGGGAGACAGUUAGCUCGCCGAUAGCUAGCUUGUCUCGCUCCACAUCACGUUACAAACACGGCGUACAGAACGUAUUCAGAGCCCGCUCCCGGCCAGACACACAGGCUCAAUAACACCGUCAUGGGAGUGCAGGGCUUUCAAGAGUAUCUAGAGAAGCGUUGUCCCGGGGCUGCAGUCCCUGUGGACCUGCUCAAGCUCGCGCGUACCGCGGCCCGCCAGCCCCCUCACCACCAUCACCCACAUCACCACCCACACCAUCCCGGGCCCAUGCCUCCCCCGCCUCCGCCUGCGAGGAUCCUCAUCGACGCCGACUCCGGCCUGCAACGCCUCUACGGCGGCUACCAGACAGAUUGGGUUUGCGGUGGCCAGUGGAACGCCAUGCUAGGCUACCUGGCCGCGCUGUCCCAGGCCUGCCUGUUCCAGGGUGGCCUGGAGCUGGUAGUGGUUUUCAACGGCACACUUGGGAAGGAGCGCUGGCCCGAGUGGGCGCGGCGAGUUCAGGGCCAGCGACAGACUGCUCAACUGAUAGUCAACCACGUCGGCAGCAAGGCCACCCCGCCUCCCCGGGCAUGGUUCCUGCCCCCGGCCUGCCUCAGCCACUGCGUCCGCCUCGCCAUGUUCCGCUUCCGAGUGCGGGUUGUACAGACUUUGGAAGAUCAUCACCAGGAAGUGCUGUCUCUCUACAGGGACUUUGGAUUUGCUGGCCUGAUAGCUCAGGAUUCUGAGUUUGCACUCUGCAACGUACCUGCCUAUUUCUCCUCACAUGCACUCAAACUGAGCUGGAAUGGCAAAAACCUGACCACACACCAGUACCUGCUGUCUGAAGCUGCCAGGCAGCUUGGGCUUAAGACUCAGCACCUGCCCUGCUUCGCUGCUCUGCUGGGAAAUCAUAUUCUGCCUGAUGAAGACCUGGCUGCCUUCCACUGGAGCCUGCUGGGACCAGAACACCCACUAGCAUCUCUCAAGGUGCGAGCCCAUCAGUUGGUGCUGCCACCAUGUGAAGUGGUGAUCAAGGCUGUGUCAGAGUACGUCUCCUCCAUCAAAGACCUUGGAAACCUGGAUGCAAUCGCUAGCGAUGUCUUCAAACAGUCACAGUCUCGCAUGGAGGACAAGGUGGAUCGAUUCAAGAAAGCUGUGGACUAUUUCUCAGCUGCCUCCAAACCACGAUCGCCUAACAUGGGACCCUCCUCUUUCAUUUUACCUGGGUUUGGGCCCACUCCAUUUGGGGGACCACCUGGCCACAUGGGACCGAUGCAUCUUGGAAAAAAUCAGUUCCCUCCUCCUCAGAUGCCCGGUUUAAAACCACCAUUUCCAAAUGCUCCAUUUGGACCUGGGUCCGCCCCUCUGUUCCAGGACCCACAGCCUCCAUCCCAAGACUGCAAUGAUUCACCGACAGGAAAGAUGGGCUUCUCUGACUGGUCAGCGCCAUAUGAUUCCACUCAGGGCGGAGGCCGUUUGCCGAAUCACCACACGGGCACUCAGUCUGGUCCCUCUCCGUCGCCUUCCUCGUCAUCAGAUGGUGAUGAACCCAAUGACAGCAAUGCAAACCAUUUGACGGACAAGCCCACACGCUGGGAGGGCCCAGUCCCUGGAGACGGCUCCCAAGGCAACGGGAGCGGGUCAAACAUUCCGUCACUGCUGUCUAUGGCGACGAGGAGUCACAUGGACAUAACCACCCCCCCUCUGCCUCAGGUUAGUGCUGAGGUUCUUCGUGUAGCAGAACAUAGACACAGAAGAGGGUUGAUGUACCCACAGAUUUACCACAUUUUGACCAAGGGAGAGAUGAAAAUGCCAGUAUGUAUAGAGGAUGAGUGUAACUCUGAGCUGCCCCCUGCCUCUCUGCUGUUCCGUGCUGCCAGACAAUAUGCCUAUGGCGUUCUCUUCAGUCUGGCUGAGACACACCGCCGCCUGGAAAGACUUGCCCUCCGCAAGAGAGCUCCCUUGGAAGUUCCUCCAGUGAUUGUCAAAGAGUGGAGCAGUGGUAAAGCCAAGUCAGCUCUGACUCCUGAACUGGUUCCGGCUCUGUGUUUCCGGGAGUGGACCUGCCCAAACUUGCGUCGCCUGUGGUUGGGUCGUGCCAGUGAGGACCGCUCGAGGAGAACCAGGGCCUUCCUGGCCUGUUUACGAUCUGACUGCCCAGCCCUCCUCAACCCAGCACAGGUCCCACAGCAUCUGCUGCUCAUGUGCUGCGUGCUCAGGUAUAUGAUGCAGUGGCCUGGAGGGAGGAUCCUCCAGAGACAUGAGCUGGAUGCCUUCUUGUCCCAGGCUGUUUCCAAUCAGCUCUAUGAACCAGACCAGCUACAGGAGCUCAAGGUGGAGAAGGUGGAUGCCCGUGGCGUGCAGCUGGCUGCUCUUUUUAUGGCUGGUGUUGACACAGCACUUUUCAUCAACGAUGUAUGCGGCCAGCCGUUGCCAUGGGAACACUGUUGUCCCUGGGGCUUCUUUGAUGGCAAACUGUUCCAGAGCAAACUGGCCCGCGCCGCCCGUGAUCGUGCUGCCCUGCUAGAUAUGUGUGAAGGCCAGGAGGAGCUGGUGUCCAAAGUCGAGAAGAUGCGUCAGGCGAUACUUGAGGGGAUCAAUCUGUCUCGUCCUCCUCCACCACCUCCCCCCCUUCCACCCCCUGCCUUUUUACCACCUGCCAUGGUGCCCCCUUUCUACCCUAUGCCCCCUCUAUACCCACCUCGGCCCAUGGGUGGCAUGCCUCCUCAUCACCCGCAUCAUCCACACCACCCUGCCCAGCACAGACCCAGAGCCUUCCCAGGCAUCCAGUCCAUACCUCCUCAGGGAGGAAAACUGGAGAUUGCUGGCAUGGUUGUCGGCCAGUGGGCAGGGAACAAGCCAAUACGCGGCAGAGGGGCAUUCAACAUGCAAGUGGUUUCAGUGGGAACAGGGAAAGGGAGGGGUAAAGAUAUUCCAGCAAAGCUACGGGGAGGGAAAAAGGCAACUGUCAGCAGAACACAGACAUCGUCACCCCCUCCAUCCAACAGUCCCCCAAAGCCCCCAGAAGAGGUGGGCUCUACGCCAGAGGUUGCGACUCAGCAGCUGAAUGGCAGCUCAGCAGCCAUCGGGCAGCCCUUGGAGCUGGUCCCCUUGGCCCAGCCAAUCCAGUGUGCCUUAGCCAGCAGAGACAACCAAUCAGAGGGGGUUGAAGUGGAGGCCCCCUGUUGCCUUGACGACUGCCCGUCAGAUGGAGCGCUACAGAAGGAGGAGUGACGACGUCCUUUCCAGGAUGCGCUGCUCAGAGAGAGAGUUAUGUGUUCGACUGCCUUUCCCUGUCUUUGUAGCACUGACUGCUAACUGUGCAUGUUAUCCCAUGGAGCAGGAAGCUAUUAGAAUAUCUAUCUCAUAUUCUAUUCUGCUCCAUGUGAUGCAUCCAAACGGUUGGUUGUCAAAGCAGUCAAACCCCAUUUUUAGUUUUCUCAUGUGCUUUUAUGUUUUUAUAAAGAGAUUUUCUCUAAGUCUGUAAGCGCCCCAGCCCUCAAAAAAUAGCCUGCCUCCCACACACAAAGUAAAGUAAGGUUCAAGUUCCACCCCAUCACCACUCACCACUUAAACAAGCCCCCUUUCAAGUGCGGUCACCUGUACAGUUUGAGUUUUCUAUGUCGUUUUGACGGUCCCAAUGUUCGAAACUCUGCGCACACAUUGCGGUUCCCGGUGACAGAUUGGAUGUGGUUUCCAUGGUUACAACAUCUAGGCCUUGUCACCAUGGUCUGUGUGUCGAUGCGAUUUGUGAUUGUCAUGUCAUGUAAAGCUUUGACUGACGGAGAUCAAAGAGACAUUCAGAGACUACCUCUGAAUUUGUUGGAAUUAUUCAAAAGUGACUUUUGUCUGCACAGUAACCCCCGACUGUGCAAGAUAGCCUGCUAAAAAAGAAAAAAAAAGAAAUUAGCAUUUUUGCUAUCCAUACCCCUCUUUAUAGUUCAAUUGGUUAUCUAGCACUGGAGCAUGUCUGCACCACCAUAUUAGGAUGCUAUUUUACUUUGACCUAUGUAGCAUAGCCUAGAGCUUAGCUGUGCUAAUGAGCCCCAGGAAUUCAUGCACCUUAAUCCCUAAAGUAUGGAAGGUUUUACCCCGCUCCUUUAAAAAAAAAAUAAAAAUAAAAAAAUAUUAUUACAUUAUAUUCCCACCCUCCUGCCCCUUUCUCCCAAAGUUAUGAUUGUACUAUUCCAACAGAAGCACUUGAUGUUGUAUUUAAAUGUAAGAAAUUUUAAAUGCCCUUGAUACCGAUUAAUUGACUUGUGUGUAGGGGGUGUGCGCCUAAUUAAUGAUAAUGACAUGUAGAACGACAUUUAACGGUAGAGAUCUAUUUGAAAGACGUCAGAAUGUGUACAGAGUGGUUCCAGACAAAGAGGCACUUUGUUUUUAAGAUGUUAAACCACACUGGAAGGUCCUCUGACAGGUGAUAGAGAAGUUAAACACUCUGAGGCACCUUUCUAGAGUUAAAGGCCAAAAAGAAAAGACUGCUGCCCAGCAGAUAAACAGAAGGUUCCAUGCAGAUCCUGCAACGCAACCUCAUUCACUAAAGAACUUUCUAAGGACACCUGAUUCUCCAUGUUUCCUAGGAGUCAGUUUCAGAAAAGUAACGUCCAAAGUGAAUUUUAACGCAGCUGGCUGACAUGCGGUCACUGAUGUAAAAUGGAUGUGCCAGCCUCGCCUCAAAGAUCCCUCCAUCCUUUGGUGGCGAAUGAGUAACCGUUGUCUUGACAAUAGCCACAUGCGGAGAGCUAUGUGCGCUGCCAAGCUCUAGUGUGUCACUUUAAACCAACAGAAUGCUCUUCUCUGCUGUAGAGUAACUGCCCAACAAGGUGGAAACUUUAUGGGUCAGAACAUGCGUCAUGGAGAGAGGGAGCCCUCACAGUGCCCCUAGUGUCCCACACAUAUUUGGAGACUACGAUAGUGAAUUGUUUUGUUAAAGCACUUAAGUUUGUAUUGAACGAAAUGUCCCCUCACAGACAAUGGAAAUAAACAUAUGUACUUCUUAUCAGUUCUAUACAACGAACAACUGCAUGUUUCAAAGCAGUAGACCUACUCGAGAGACGCUGGCCAUGAGCGUGGAAAUAUGUUCUGUACAGAAUAAAAGGCAAGUCAACAAGAAAGCACCUUAUUUUCAUACUAUAUUGAUGACUUGUGCUCUUUUGCGUGCCACAAAUUUGACAUGGAAAUGCUGUUUUAAAGGAAAAGACCAUGACAAUAUGUAAGUGUUAAUGUAGUCUCGUCAGACAUCCCCCAUGCUAUGAACACAACCAUUAUAAGUGAGAUGCCAAUAACUGACCAGCGAUGGGUGUAGGCCUGCACUCGUCACAUGACUGGGGCGCGCCGUCGUCUCAACACCUAAUGACAUGAAAAGAGAGUUUAUUGGUAAGAAGUAAACCUACACCGUGGCGUGCUGUGUUUUUAGCAGGUCAAGAGUAGCGGCGUCUGGACUUAAACACUCAAGACAUGAAGACUAGGCUAGAGAAUAUGGCUCCACUGGCCGAAAUACCAAGUCUAGACUUUCUAGGAGUCACAUACUUAACUGCUUUCAACUAUUUUGACAUUAGGACAUGUAUUUCAAAGUACGUCGUUAGAGGAUGGCUUUUCUGCGGCGAGCCAGUGUGAUCUGGUAUAUGAUGCCCUCUAUCGCCACUCAUGAACACAAACACAAAAGAGUACGCUUACACACAAAGAAAUACAGUACACACCACACACACACACACACACACACACACACACUCUCAUUCUCUCUGCUUUCGUACUGAAGUGAUAUAUUUGUGCAGUUUCAGUUGCCAGUGGAGUGGUUGUCAGUUCAUUGGAGAUCAUUUGUUAACACAUUCGACUGACUCUGAAUCCCUACACUCAUGUUUGCAUGACAUGAAAAAAUACAUGAUACAGGUUUCAGGUAGACAAGAGUACCACGCUGAUACAUGCACAUAGCCACACAACACAUGCACAUACAUAGAUGUUAAACCCUGAGUUUCACAAUAGCUAGUAUGGUUAAAAACAGCAACACAAUACAUGAUGUAGUGUCCCUCUUUUGUCCUCGUCUGUUUUAGUUCAAUAGGGAUUUGAUUAGUGUUUUUUUUUUUAAUGCUUGUUAAACCAAGCACCUCUUCCCCUGCUUUUUUGACAUGUUGUCCCCUCUAUUGCCACACUUUUUUCAUUUAACUGCUCUUUCUUUCUCAGCACACAAGCGCACACACAAACACCCAGAUCCCUCUCCAUUUGGUCCCCACGAAGCAACAACGCUACCUUGGAUUUGGCACCAGGCUACCACCUCUAGAGAUAUUUCUUAACACUCUUCAGGUCACAAAAGGAGCAGCAUGGUCAUUGUCAUAGUCUAGUUUAGUUUGUAACAUUAUUAACAAAAAUUAGAAUUAGGAAGCUAAUAUGAUUACACUUGCACAAUUCAACAUGUCCGCAAUGGAAGGGGAGUAGGAAGGGGAAGAGCUUAAUCUUGAGUAAAACUGUCUUAACCAGAGUUUCCAAAAGUCAAUUUGAAUUAAAACCCUAUAUGAUCUUCAAAUGUUAGUCUUUUGACAAUAUAUGCCCCCAAAGUGUUCCAACUUUCAACCGGUUGGCCUUAUUGCUACUCAGUCAUUUCUUCGUGGGGACCACACGCUGUCACCUCAGAUAGUUUACUGGUGAACACACACAGUCACAAUGAAACUUUCCUUAAGUUCUUUCUUUCACUCCACUGCCUCCUUGCUUGUCCCGUAGCCCUAGGAUCAUUUACAUUGGCCGCCUUUCUCUUUUCUGUCUAGGCUGCCCCGCCCCUUUAAUCAACCCAACUAACAGUAAAGGUUAUCUUAACGUUAAUAAUCAGUUUCUGUAUGUAUCUAGCCAGUUUGGGAAAAAAAAAAAUUCUGAAAAAAAACUUAAAUUCAGUUGUGCAAAUUGUGUUUUUCUUACUAUUUUAAUGUUAUUACAUCUUCUAAUCCUUCUACCAUUGCUUCAGUUAGUACUGAAAUACGCUUAGCCAACCUAGAGAUUUGAACUGUAAUGAUUGCGAUUUUCCUUACCUUUGUAUGGCAUCUUUAGACCACUUCACCAUUAAUGUACGUAAGUAAAUAUUGCCCGUUACUGAUGAGAACCAUUGUCUGCACUGUUGAUUUUCAUAAUAUCCCUAAUGAUAAUUUUGUGGUCGCCUCUACCAAUCUAAGCUGAACUCUGCACCCUUGCACAAAGCAGCGGAACAUCUCCCCUGAGAACCAAAGUACACCUAGAAAAUCCCCUUUUAUCCUGUCCCCCAAAGUUCCCAUAGUCUAUCCCUGCGUCCUACAAAUAUCAACAGCUUGCCGAGUUUAUAGAUGAGUAUGAUUAUAUAUAUAUAUGUAUAAUGACAUUGCAGCACAUGUAAUUUUAAGACUGUGAGGUAACGGUGGACGAACACGGUGGUUGUCGUGGAGACGCAAACAGACAGGGAAGCAGGAUGGAAGUGUGAAGAGCGAGAAGUAGGCAAGAAGCACCGUGUCUUGCUCUCGCUCGUUCACGCUGAUUCGACAGUUCCACGUUGACUGAAUUUAGGCUGUGUGAACCACUGCACACACUCACAUCAGAUCCAGUUCACGAGAAGUAAUGAUGCUCGACAAAUACGCUGUCAGUCGCGGCCGGGUUUUUAGUGUCCCUCUCUUUCCCCUUUGUUUUUCUAACGUUGCGCUAUCUCAAACUUGCCUUAACUCCCUCGACUCCAAAGCGGGACAGUUUUCCUUGAAACCCUGCUUAGAGAUGGGUGGGAUAUGAAAUUAAUAUCAUGUUUGCUAAAACGGAUCACAUGCGGUCAGGAUUUUAGUGUUUUUUGUUUUUAAUUGGACGAGACCUCAAACAUAAUUUGUGUAACCAAUCAUGGAGUAGAUCUGACAAUUCCCACUCCUACAGAAGGGGUACUAACAUCAGCUGACGGUUUGCAAGGAAAACUUGCGCUCCUGACUGUGUGGUUAAAAGGCCACCCAUGUCAUUGCCCAGCUCGUGGGAGUCUCAAAAGAGCCUGACAAUGUUAGAGAAGUCCUGGGGUAAGAAACGUGCUGUGCAGUGUAGGCGGUAAACAGUAUUAUAAUGUUUGAGUGUGGAAAAGCUGCGCCUUGUCUUGUACCUGUUCUGAGCUAUCUGCAGGAUUCUCACAGCAAUUUGUCCAGAUUGAAUUAAGGUCCCUAUCUGUCUGUCUCUACACUGCCACUCCCCCCUCAACCGCCCUCACAACUCCAUCAUAAUAAGCCCCUCCCCUUUGCCAAGGUGCUCCAUUUGGUUCAAAUAUGCCUUCAGCAACACGUUCAGUACCCAGAACCACCUAAAAACUACCUGUGCAGCAAAAAGGGUUCCAAUAUAUCCAUAAUAUUAUUGUUAUAGAGAUAUUAUCAUCAUCAUUAUUGCUGUUAUAAUUAUGGUCGGUAUAAUUUGUCAUCAUUGUUAGCAUUAUGGAAGCACCAGACUGUUUGUAGAAAGAUGAGCGAAGAAAAAAAGUGACAUUUUUUUUGUCUGGCUGUUGGUGGUCUGAUCUUACAGAGGGAGGGGAGGAAUGGUUCAGAAAGAGACAAAGAUGGCAGUCAUGUUUGUACUGGUUGGGAAAUGACAGUGCUGAAAUAAAAUUUAUUCUUUUAGUAAAAAAAAA
Messenger RNA from Dunckerocampus dactyliophorus (ringed pipefish), 9696 nucleotides. RefSeq names its product family with sequence similarity 120C (gene fam120c). The record is from RefSeq and is a predicted model, not a curated record. The transcript is spliced from 17 exons. NCBI's taxonomy places the organism in Eukaryota, Metazoa, Chordata, Actinopteri, Syngnathiformes, Syngnathidae. Gene Ontology annotation, cellular component: nucleus. Bases 1233 to 4325 code for a protein of 1030 amino acids.